Messenger RNA from Phytophthora infestans T30-4, 1362 nucleotides. Its product is annotated as flavin-binding monooxygenase-like protein. Bases 1 to 1362 code for a protein of 453 amino acids. The transcript has 4 exons. The record is from RefSeq and is a predicted model, not a curated record. NCBI's taxonomy places the organism in Eukaryota, Oomycota, Peronosporomycetes, Peronosporales, Peronosporaceae. Gene Ontology annotation, molecular function: N,N-dimethylaniline monooxygenase activity; NADP binding; flavin adenine dinucleotide binding.
AUGGCAAUCAAGGCGCAAAGUGUUCGUGUCGGAGUCAUCGGCGGAGGCGCGGCUGGCAUCAUCACGGCCAAGUGUCUGCGAGACGUGGGGCACGAGGUGGUUGUGUUCGAGAAGUCGGGAAAUUUGGGCGGUGUGUGGAAAUAUGACGAGGCUGCGGAUGCCCAGUCGUCGGUGCUGUACAAGUCACUGCACACGAACCUACCGACAGCCAUCAUGCAACUCAAGGAGUUCCCGUUCCAGAAGGGAGUGCCCAGUUUUCCAUCACACGCGGACGUACUGACCUACUUGCAGAACUACUCGAAGCACUACGAGGUGGACAAGUUUGUGCGUCUCAACUCGGCAGUGACAAGUCUGUCAAAGGUCUCCGGUCAAUGGAAGAUUGGCGUGUCGUCAAAGGAGAAGGGGGACUACGAGGAAGGCUUCGACCGCGUCGUGGUCUGUAACGGGCACUUUUCCGAGCCUUCACUCGCAUCGAUUAAAGGUAUUGAGCACUACGGGGACACUGUGUCACAUUCACGAUCAUACCGCACAACCGAUUCGUACAAGGACAAGCGUGUUGUAGUGAUUGGCCGUGGACCAUCAGGUCAAGAUAUUUCUCUGGAACUUGCCCGAAGUGGAGCUGCAAAGGUGGUUGUUGCAACGCUUGACUACGAUCCGAAUGUCAUUGACCCCGAAGACCCGCGUGUACUGAAGCCUGCGAUUGAUCGUAUCGCUGAAGAUGGUUCCGUGGUGUUCACGGAUGGAUCGACCAUUGCUUCACCUGACGAGAUCAUGCACUGCACCGGAUAUCUGUACACGGUCAAGGACCUCUUCCCGUCUGAACUGUUAUUCCCCAAUGCCUUCGCCCAGCCAAAUGACUUGAACGAUCAGAUCGCUGCGGACCUGCUGCAAUGCACGACAAACGGAACUGCUGUGGCCCCCGUCUACAAACAAUUGUUUGCUAUUGAAGACCCCACGGCUGCGUUCGUCGGACUUCCUUUUAGCAACCUGCCGUUCCUCUGCUUCCAGCUCCAAGCUCGUUGGAUAGCACGCGUUUUUGGUGGAUCUGCAGUCCUUCCUUCAAAGGAGGACAUGUACGCGGAUUUCUUCGCUUAUCUUGGCACUCUUAAGGAUGGAGUGAGAAAGCUGCAUCAACUGGGAGCUCGCCAGAAGGAUUAUUUCACGUACCUGGCCGCUCUGUCCAACUUCCAAGUAGGAGAAGAAAUUCACGAGAUCUACGAGGACGCUCGCUUCUUGCGUCAAAACUUUCCGUACAACUACCGGACAGCUGAGUUCACACAGGAUGAAGCUACGGGAAAAUGGGUCCGUCGCAUCAAGUCGCGCGACUCCCCUUCAGAGCUUGUGGAGAAAUUCUCGGGCUAA